Populus nigra (black poplar) is the source of this 721-nucleotide messenger RNA. RefSeq lists its product as uncharacterized. NCBI's taxonomy places the organism in Eukaryota, Viridiplantae, Streptophyta, Magnoliopsida, Malpighiales, Salicaceae. The transcript has 4 exons. The coding region runs from base 129 to 581 and encodes 150 amino acids. The record is from RefSeq and is a predicted model, not a curated record.
CCGAACAAGAAGAAAAAGGAAAGAAGAAGCCCUGCUCCUUUCCUUUAUUAAAAACAAGAACAUCAGCUAUCGAUCAUUCUCAUCACUCAAAACAAAACAAGAAGAUUGUCUAGAAGAAGAAGAAGAAAAUGGAGACACUGCAGUCAUGGAGAGUGAGACUUUCCUUCAAGAACGCAACAAUAUUCAUGACGUUGUUGAAUACAAUCACAGCCUUUUUCUUGCUUCAGGGCUUUCUCUCUUCUCCCUCUUCCCGCAACAGCAAGCUCUCACCUGACCACUCCAAUUCGGUUAAGCUCAGCUACAUCAAGGAGUCUGAAGAGAUGCGCCUUGCCAUGCAACCUUGGAAACUUAUAAAGAGAGUGAAGGAAAUUGAGCAAGAAGUACAUGUAGGACCUGAAACAGUCCAACAGAAAGAUAUCAAGCAGGCUGCUGCUGCUGAUCUUUCUAAAAGGUUACAGGAUUUCCGUUCGCUUAAUAAUGCUUCCAGUUUGAAAGCUUUAGACGAAUGGCGUAAACGGAAGAUGGAACGAGCCAGACAGUGGGCUUUGGAAAAAAAUGGAACAAUAACCUCCCAGGCUUGAUGCCCUUUAUGAAAUGUGUGAUUAAGGGGAUUUGUGAUGUUAAGCAUCGAUUACACUACUAUGAAAUCACCUCAAGAUUGCAUAAAUGUACAUAAAGAAAACUGAAUGUUACACCAAUUUCAGAGGAAGUGUCUUAGGCA